CCGAUCACGAAUUCACCCUCGGGCCAGAGGCAUUGCGCGCCGCCGCCGACUCCAUUGUGGUAUGGGCAAUAUGCGAGCGCACUCGAUCCUGUCAUCUGCCACGACAUACUGGGCAGAGACGUCGUACACGGUGGAGCAAUAUCAGGCCAAGGCAGGAAGCGUAACCAGUGGCGAACACGAGUGGUCGGACGGAAUCAAGGAGUUGACGAACGGCGACGACAAUGCGUUGCUGUGCAAUGUCUUUGACCUGGAAGUGUUGGAAAACGACGGUAGAGCACAGGCGGAAGCGAUUGAGAUAACCCCAACUUUCCCGACGACAUUGGAGCUGGAGAUGGAAUGGGCGUGCUUCAACCUCCACCGCGUCGAGUUUCACUGGCUCCAGAUGCACGCGACCGACCCUCCACGAAGCCGCAUGGAUGUGACAUUUAUCAAGGUGCUGUGGGAAGGCAUGAAGUUCCCUGAAAAGAAGGUCUACAAUCCUGAGCAGGUCCAACGACUCUCGCGGACUGCUGCUGCACUGUCGUACUUUCGACAGUCCCGGCCCCCGUUUGCAAAACCUCUUCCCAGGAAAAAGUUCCUCCAAGGGAUCCAUCAUGAACCACCGAGAGGCAACAGUUGUGCGGGGCCACCGUCGCAGACGGAAUACAUGACAUCCGUGGAGCACCCUCGCCUGGACAGCAUCACGAAGGCAGCACUGCUAUCGAUACCACCCAUGAUGUCCAGUUAACCACCGCCCGAUGUGAUGCAGUCGACAAACGAGAGGUUGAUGCACUCGGGUUGUUGAGUAUUCUCCUGUGGGACGGCGAUUGCAAACUCAGGCAUUGCCCACUGAAGCAAACCAUCUCGCCACCGUUUGGAUCGAGUGGCUUGAGUAGUUGGCGGUAGAGGGCCACCGAUGCGUUGAGAGAGGCCGUAUCAAGGCGACAACGCUGCCGAUGGCGUGCAACCUGCAGCCAACGCAAUGGACUGCUAUCCAAACGACGGUGAAACGAAAGCGAAAAUGCCGUGGCUACAUCGUCUUGUGUGGUUUGUGUUUGGUUGAAUGAUGCAUGGCCGCCACCACCCCAUGCUCAAACGUAGUCGACGUGAAGAGCACCCCACGAUCGGUGCAACUCGACCUCCU
Messenger RNA from Aphanomyces invadans, 1123 nucleotides. RefSeq lists its product as hypothetical. Lineage: Eukaryota; Oomycota; Saprolegniomycetes; Saprolegniales; Verrucalvaceae. The coding region runs from base 62 to 727 and encodes 221 amino acids. The transcript has 2 exons. The record is from RefSeq and is a predicted model, not a curated record.